UGCGCUGGGCGGUCGUGUCGCACAUAGCGCUCACUAAAUAUCAAGUUCGAAUUUCUUUUACGAAAGUAUGUAAAGUUUUAAAACAAAAACUUGUGUACAAAUAUCGCGAAGAUCGUGCCGGUUAGUGCGUUACUAAGUAAAAACAACACAAAUAAGUAGUUUUAAGUUAUUGAAACUUAAUAGGCUUACUCGUUAUACCUGCAUGCUUCGUCCCACGACUCGUGCGAAGCGGUUACCUUUAUUGGAUAAACGAACAUUUUUCAAAUGGAUGUGUUUUUAUAUUAUGUGAUAGUGUGCGUGAUAUGUGUAAAUAAAGGACUUCAUGAGUGCAUUGCCAAGUCUGUGUCCAGUUAUUUACUCUAGUGACGUGCUUAAAAUUGUCAAGUUAAGAAAAUGUAUUUCUGCGGAGGAGAGAGGGGAAUGUUCGUUGCGCUGUUGGUCGGCUCGCUGGCAUUGGCGUCAGCUCAGUACACUAAAGCCAGAGACCAUCCUUCACAUCACGUCACGCGGUUACGACACUCGAGGCAUUUGGACGGGUACCUUCCAUUACACACUUCAGCCUUUAUACCGGCCACGUCACCGAAGCUCGCAGUGAAAGACAAUCAUAAGCCGUUGUUCACGGAAUGUCUAAACUACAAACCGACAGUGAAAGAGGAGCAACCGAUUGGUACUUAUGUAUUUACGGUUCAUGCAGAAGACCGUGACCCGCCCGAAAUGGGUGGCACAGUUACUUACAAAUUUGUCUCGACGCCUGGUGAAAAAGAAAGAUUUCAUGUCGACCCCGAAACUGGAAGAAUCACGACUGCAGAUAUAUUUGAUCACGACGAGCCAUCGCGUGAGAAGGAAGCCUACAUUACUGUUCGUGCCAGUGACAAUGGACAACCUCAGCUGGAUGAUGCUUGUACCAUUAAAAUCCUCAUCGAAGACAUCAAUGAUAAUCAGCCGGUCUUCGACAAAGUCUCGUACUCGGAAUCGGUACCUCAAGAUUUGCCGAGCGGCCGAGAAGUAAUGAGGAUUUCGGCCACGGACAUAGAUGAUGGAAACAACUCCAUCGUCCGAUACAGUUUGGAUUCCAAUUCGCCUGAUCAGGCGUAUUUUUACAUUGAUCCAGAUAACGGAGUCAUAUUUUUAAAUAAAAGCAUAGAUAAACCGCCCGGUUACAAAUUUAAAUUGAGCGCAAUAGUAAAAGACCAGGGUGAUGAUCCCCAACAAAGUUCGAUUACUUUAGACAUCCAAGUCGUGGAGUCUAACAAGAAAAGCCCGUCUUUCAUAGAAGUUCCUGAUGAACCGAUCAGAUUAAAAGAAAAUUACGCAGACUUCAAUACACCCAUAGCUACCGUCAGGGCCGUAUCAAAUAUACUGGAAGAGAAAAAACUUCAGUUUGAACUUGUUAUGGGUCAAACUGAGCAAACUAACAAGUGGCAUACCUUCGUACUGGAACCGGAAGCUGACUCAGCGUAUAUUAAACUCGGGAAUCAUCUGGAUUAUGAGAAAAUUACGGACUACACGUUAACUGUUAGAAUACAGAACAACUACAAAUUGGCUGCAGAGACUAUCAUACAAAUAGAAGUUGAGGAUGUAAAUGACAACAUCCCUAUAUUCAGUGAAAUACGGUCUGGAAGCGUACUAGAAAACGAACCACCAGGUACUCCGGUGAUGCAAGUUCGAGCCUUUGAUGCUGACGGUACAUCAGCCAACAAUCAAAUAACAUAUGAACUAGGUGACGCCUCAGACCCGUUUGCUAUUGAUAGCAUUACCGGUAAUAUUACAACACUGAAAAACUUUGAUAGAGAAGAAAGAAGUUUCUAUAAUAUUAAAAUAAUAGCCACUGAUAAUUCUGAAUCCGCACUAAUUCCGGGCAAACAUAAUGCUGGUCAGCAAGUGUUCCUUAUAGAGAUAGCUGAUAAAAACGAUAAUCCACCGCAUUUCACUCAAGACACGUACGUGGCGGAAUCUAUAGCGGAGAAUGCUAACAUUAAUGAGCUCGUCACGCAAGUUACCGCUUUGGAUAUUGAUACGGCUUCCGUCGUUACGUACAGCAUAGUAUCUGGAAACACAUACGACGCGUUUGUCAUACGUAAUUUCACCGGUGAAAUUCGUGUUAACAACGAACUCGACUACGAGAAUAUAACCAGUUAUAGCCUGGAUGUUAGGGCGUUUGAUGGCCUUUAUGAAGACUAUGCAAAGGUUCUGAUCAAAAUUGAGAAUUUGAAUGACAACCCACCUGUGUUUUUGGCUAAUUAUACAAAGACCAUUGAGGAGGAGAAGUUGUAUGAAGGAUGUAUUGUUAAGGUUGAAGCAUAUGACCCAGAUCUCGACAGGAAUGAACCCCAGAAUAUUGUCUAUUCUCUGGUCAAACAUGAGCAAAAGGAGUUCCUUCAAAUAGACAAUGAUGGGUGUCUUCGCCUGACCAAACCAUUAGACAGGGACCAACCUACCGGCUUCACUCGAUGGCAGAUCCUCAUUAUGGCCGCUGAUCAUGGUGGAAGACUUGGUUCUGACAGUCUACGGUCCACUACUGAAGUUAUAUUGGAGCUAACUGAUAUCAACGAUAACGCACCGUUUCUUACCAAUACGCAACCUGUGAUAUGGUAUGAAAAUGAGCCUCCUGGUCAAGUGGUUAUUCUCACUGCAAAGGACUAUGAUUCAACUGAGAAUGGACCACCCUUCACCUUCGCACUUAAUGAAUCAGCUAGCUUCGAUAUUCGCUCCAAGUUCCAUAUACAAGGCAACAUUCUAUCUACAUUGGUAUCUUUCGACCGCGAGCAACGAAAGGAGUACAAAAUUCCUGUAGCAAUCACAGAUUCUGGGACACCAAGAUUAACCGGGGUGUCGAUUUUACACGUCGUAAUUGGUGACAGGAACGAUAACCCAAUGUCUUCUGGAGAAAGCAACAUCUUUGUUUACAAUUACAAGGGUGAAGCUCCGGAUACGGAAAUCGGAAGGGUGUUCGUAAACGAUCCGGACGAUUGGGACCUUCCGGACAAGCGGUUUAUGUGGCUACCGUCAUAUGAGCAGAGAAGUCCGUACUUCGACGUGCAUAGUAAUACCGGGAUGAUAACUAUGAAACAGGGAACGCCGAAUGGAACUUAUCUUCUACACUUUAACGUGACAGAAGAAAAUGAACCAAUAGUACCAUUCCAUUGGGUGGAAGCUACAGUGAAUGUGACCAUCAAGGAGAUCCCAGAAGAGGCAGUUGACAAAUCUGGUUCCAUCCGGUUCAUAAAUAUAACCGCUGAAGAGUUCAUUAUACCUGAAGCUGAUGGUACCAGCAAGAAGGACAAAUUACAUCGUCGCCUCGCCCAGUUGUACAACAAGUCGCUCGAUAAUGUUGACGUAUUCACCGUAUUCAGCAAGAUGACAGUCAAAGACGAAUUCUUGGAUGUACGGUUCUCUGCUCAUGGAUCACCGUACUUCGAGCCUGAGAAACUAGAUAGCAUGGUCAUUGGGAUACAAGAUACGCUGGAAGAAGAGCUUCAAGCAAAGAUCUACAUGGUGAAGAUAGAUGAAUGUCUGAUUGAGAAAGAGCAAUGUGAAGACGCGUGUCGCAAUGUCUUGACCAAGAAUAACGUGCCGCUUUCUGUUUACACCAACACCACGAGCUUUGUAGGAGUAUCAGCAAGAGUGGAGUCAGAGUGUACUUGUGACGUUGAAGAGCCACUCGUUUGCUUGAAUGGAGGUACACCAUUCGCUGACAAAUGCGAAUGCCCCGAAGGAUGGAAUGGUCCGCAUUGUGAGCAAACAUCUAUUGCCUUCCACGGCAACGGUUGGGCAAUGUACCCAUCACCACCUGCGUGUCACGAAGGCCACGUGACCUUGACUGUAACGUCACACUCGAGUAACAGUUUGAUCUUCUACCUGGGACCGCUGAGACGUAACCUUCUUUUAGAUGUACAAGACUUCAUGUCGUUGGAGCUUGUCGACGGAUAUCCAAUCUUACUUGUCGAUUACGGUUCCGGUACUACCAAACUAAACAACAGCGUGGUGCACGUGGCAGAUGGCAAGCCGCAUUUAAUAGAAAUAGUUCUCAUGAAGAGCUCAAUUGAAAUGUUUGUGGAUAGAUGCAAAUUAUCAACGUGUAUGAGUUUGGCGGCACCAAUUGCGCCUAGGCAAAUUUUGAAUGUGAAUGGUCCACUGCAGCUAGGUGGCGCUAGUAUCGACCUGCAAGACCUUGCUCGCUCGUUCGGCUGGCAGCACGUACCAACGAACCAACACUUUAUGGGCUGCAUCAGUAAUUUUACGUACAACGAUUUUAUGUACAACCUGGGUAGACCAUCGGUAGAGGUGAAUGCAGACCCUGGAUGCCAGAAGAGCGUAUUCACUGCUGUUACGUUUGGCAUCGACACCAAUUUUCUCGUUGCUAUACUUGUGUGCAUAGCGAUAUUAGUCAUUCUUCUCCUGGCGGUGGUAGUGCACAGACGUCGAGCUGAUGCGUGGGCCGAAAAAGAAUUAGAUGAUAUUAGAGAGAACAUAAUAGCAUAUGAGGAUGAAGGUGGUGGUGAAGGCGACGCAGGAUAUGACCUGCAUGUGCUUCGGCAGAUGUAUGAUGGUCCACCUCCAGAUACCGACGUGGCCUUUUUACAGGCGCCUGGUAUGGUAGGCGCAGCGCCGGAUAUAUCCGGUUUCCUAGACGACAAGAAAUCCGUCCUAGACCGCGACCCCGAGAUCACUCCCUAUGAUGACGUCAGACAUUACGCGUACGAAGGAGAUGGCAACACUAGCGGCUCUCUCUCAUCAUUGGCUAGCUGUACCGAUGAUGAAGACCUUAAGUUCAACUAUCUGUCGACAUUCGGGCCGCGGUUCCGCAAACUAGCAGAUAUGUAUGGUGAUUCGGAUGACGAGAGAGCGCCCCAUGAGGAGUCCUGGUGCUAGCAUCACGCUUGGCUCGUGUAGCCACACCAAGUCACCUUUGUAUAGGCGUUUUUGACUAUCUGGGUUUAUGGUCAGUGAGUUUUGAGUGACCCCACCGUAAGUGACUUUGUGAUUACGCAUAAUGGCGUUUAGUGCUUAAUGAAGACGCGGGUAGAAUUGUAAUGUCCAAUGUUUUGGACAAAAUACUUUCUGUAUUUUUCUUUAUUGUAUUUAAAGAGUAUCUACUGCUCUCUAAGGCUUUUAUAAAUUUAAAAAAUACCUGUUUAAAGCUGAUGUACAUAAUUCUUGCAUAACCCAAUAAAACACUAAUAGAUUUCAUUCGUGCGAGUUUAGUUUAUGCAGGUAGUGCAGUAUCUACCCGCAUCUAUGUCAAUCGCUUGUUAUAUCAAUGAAAAUACUUUCUAAGAUGGCGAAAAUUCCUAGUGAAUUAGAACAAUUUAAAACGAAAUGUGUAAAAUAGUUAGCAUUUUUCGAUGUUAAUAUGUUUUAAGAAUUGACUGAUUUGUAUCGUUGUUUAGGCAUUGUUGUAGAAAUGCCUAAAUUACUUCAUGUAUGUAAUUUUAUAAAUAACACUUAAGAAAAAUACUUAUAAUCUAAAUUAAGUUAGAUUACUGCAUUUUUUGUAUGGUUGUAAAUUAUUCGAAAAACGUAGUUUUCAUAGUAUUAUUAAGUGACAUUUAUGACAGCUAUAGUUAAAUUUAAGUGCCAUUGAUUUCAAUUCUAUGUAUUUUGUUUGCAAAGAAGUUGCCAGCGAAAAAAAUGGUGAUAUAUCCCGCCCAUUUUCGAUUUUGUUUAGUACCUUAGUUUUAAGUUUUUUUUUUACUUUUUGAUGUCAAUUGGUUUAGUCCGCUAUCCAGCGUUUAUGUUAUAACGAUAUCGUCCAGUUAUUAAUAUGGUGCAUUCGAAAUAAAUGGUUAAAAUUCAAAUUUUAGUUUCUUAUGGAAAACCUUUUCGUGUUAACAUUACUGAACGGUAAUAAUGAAUUGAAGUUAGACCUAUGUAAAUAUGUAAAUUAAAUCCUUAUUCAUACGUAUGCAUAAGUAAUUUUUAUAUGACUACAAUACAGGUAUCCCAAGAUCAUUGCUAAAAUGUAAAUAAUCUUGUUAUUUCAUACAAAUUUACGCUGUAAUUAAUGCGGUAGAGAACCUUUGUUUCAUAACUGUACGUAAGAAACAGUAGGACGAUUCUGUAAACAAGCUGAAUUUAACAGGAACACACUUUUUCCACCUCUAUGGUUGGCUCUUUCAGAAUACGGUUGCUUCGGUUUCUUAUUUUCAUUUGUUUUCAUUACUUGCAUUGGACUUGGGACACCAUGUAAGAGGCGAUUAUACAAGGUGUCUUAUAAUUAUGCAUAUCAACGAAGUGUUAUAUUCACUAGUAUAACUUCUACAUCUCUUGGUGUCUAGGAUCUAUCCAUUAUACCAUUCCUAUUAUAAAAUGCUUUUCCGAAUUCCGUAAAUGUCAUUAAUUAAGUAUUAAGUACUGUCAAUCUUAAACAGAUCUUAACAGUAGUAGGCAGCUUGAUUUAGUUUCUAGAACAUGGGUUCGAAGUAAAUAGAACCGUUUCUAAAUUUAUUUUACUUUGACAAUCGCGUUCAUAUUUGCAUACCCCAGUUAGAUAUAAAUAUUUACAAAUCUCUAUUAUACUCUUUAUUUUAUGUUGCUCUUGAUAACAUUUGAAAACAAUAUUUCAUAAGGAUGUGACGACGUAUGCUUGUACGUACGUAUAGUCUAAAAAAAACAUUCAAAUCCGUUUGCUAUACCAAUAUAUUGGUAGAGUGGCAGCGAAUUCGUAGGAUACUUUGUUUUAUUAUUUCUUUGUAUACCGUGACUUUUUUCUAUAGAAUUCAAAUCCAGGCGUUUAGUGAAUUUUUUGCGUUCAGUACCUGUUUAGUGAAACUUAUACCUGGCAGCUGUAUUUACUCUAAUUAAAUUGGGUCAUGCCUUUCCGUCAUUUAUCUUUUUGAUUUAUUGUGUCCACACAGACUAAAAUUUCUAUCAAAAUAAAUAGUUAAGCGAAACACUUAAGAGCUUCUAAAGUCUAGCUAAGUUAUAGAGUAUUUUUUUUUAUAAACAUGACAUAUACGUGUUCCGUUUUGUUAGUACUAUGGUUUGUCAAAAAUUCUAAGCGACCUCUGUAACAAUAUUUUAUGAAAAUAUUGACAGCCCGGGUCCCGCUUAUUUUGACAUUGACAGUUCGAAGUAUCUUUAGUGAAAACGAUCUCGUAUUGUCAAAUUAAAUACCAUAACGUAUUUUUAUUGUUUAAUUAGUGCUUUUUUAAUGUAUCCAUUAUUUUGCGUACAAAUAGAUUGUAAUAUUAAUAUAGCUAUAAGUAACGUUUCUAAUUCCUACAUUCCAAAACCAAGUUCGAUGUAUUUAAUAUAAUUGGAGCAAUUAUUCGUACUUAGAAAUUUGAGAGGUCAUUCAAUAUGUAUAUAUGAUCACCACUGAUUGUGAUUAAAACCACUGCCAUGGAAAUGUUUAACGUAAUACAAAUUAAUGGUCUUGUAUUAAAACUUGAAUAAAACACAAUGGUCCAAAUUUAAUUUAAAUAGUAAAUUUAUUUUUUCUCCCUUAACUCGUAUUUUGACUUUGACAAAGAAAACGACAACCUGAGGCAAAUAGCUGUAUGACAUUAGUACUGCGCGUUGCCGCCAGAGGCGCUGCAAAGUUGUCUUUUCCAUUAUUCUUACAUAUACGUAUGCGUACUAUAUUGCCUUAGUUAUCACAGUAUUAAGCGUUUAAUACUAUCGAUAUUCGCAAAAUACCGUAAAUGAGUUUAUUCUUUAAUUCUCAGUAAUAGUAACUUUUUUUUUUAAUAUGAGACCAUACAGUUCAAUUUGUUCUAAGUGACAAAUGUACCUAGUGUGUUUGUUUAGGUAUAAACGAUGUGCAUAUUGAUGUAUUGUCUGUGGAACAUUUAUAUUAAAUAAUUGCAGUAAUUUGUAAAUAAUUAUUGCGUAUGCGGUCUUGUUUCUGGUUAUACGAUUAUUUUAACUAUUAUCGACCCGUUUAAACUAUACAAGUUCAUAUAGACAUGUUUUGAUUCAACUCCAUGUUUUGUUUGCGUAAAGAAGCAACGAACAAAGUUAUAAAGUUAUUGCCUACAGCUAUAACGGCUUACCUCAAGACUACAUAUAAAGGAUGAUUCUAAGUUCAAACCUGAAUUAUAUCAAUUUGUAUAGGAGAUUAAGCAUUUUCUUUACGAAGCAUUGUUACAUUUCAAAGCUUGCAGAGUCGAAUUUGCCAGCAUUUGAUCCUCAUAAAUAUUCACAUUGUACAUCUUGCUUUGUAUGUUGAAGCUACUAGCGAAAGGUCAAGAUGCUACUCGGAUCUUUGAGAUUGGUAUUAUAGUGCAAAAUGACGUAUUCUAGUUUAUUUUAUUCUUAAUUUGAAUUUUGUGCAACGCCAUUAUAAAAUACAGAGCACUCCCGUCGAUAAGUUUUUUACCCUCGAAAAAAUAAGUACAUAGAUUAUAAUUUCGAUAAUGACAUACACAAUUAUUCGUAUAAUCGGAAACAAUAGAUGAUGGGUUCGAAUGUGUGAAAAAGAAAGUAUUUUAUGCGUAGGCUAAAACAGAAGAGUCCGACUGAAGAUUGUCAUAUUAUAUUAAUUAGUUAAGGACCUAUAAUUUUUAAAUUGUUUAUAUAGAAAUAAAAACAUUCAAUUCAGCAUUGAAAUAAAGUGAU
Messenger RNA from Pieris brassicae (large cabbage white), 8562 nucleotides. It is a transcript of the gene shg, whose product is annotated as DE-cadherin. The transcript is spliced from 24 exons. Gene Ontology annotation, molecular function: calcium ion binding; cadherin binding. Gene Ontology annotation, biological process: homophilic cell-cell adhesion. The record is from RefSeq and is a predicted model, not a curated record. Gene Ontology annotation, cellular component: plasma membrane; catenin complex. Bases 394 to 4872 code for a protein of 1492 amino acids. NCBI's taxonomy places the organism in Eukaryota, Metazoa, Arthropoda, Insecta, Lepidoptera, Pieridae.